Molecule: messenger RNA, 1518 nt
Organism: Exophiala spinifera
Lineage: Eukaryota; Fungi; Ascomycota; Eurotiomycetes; Chaetothyriales; Herpotrichiellaceae
Exons: 4
Coding region: 1-1518 (505 amino acids)
Biological process (GO): protein geranylgeranylation; small GTPase-mediated signal transduction; vesicle-mediated transport
Cellular component (GO): nucleus; cytosol; cytoplasm
Molecular function (GO): GDP-dissociation inhibitor activity
Source: RefSeq, a predicted model, not a curated record
AUGGAGUUCUUGAGUGAUGAGAUCUGGGACGUGAUCAUUGCAGGGACCAGCAUCCCCCAGUCCCUGCUGGCAUUAUCCCUCUCACGUUCCGGGAAAAAAGUCCUUCACCUCGAUCGCCGUACAUACUACGGAGGCCGUGAUGCUGCUCUCAGCCUGCAAGAUGCGGAAAGAUGGGUAGAAGAUCUGGAGAAGUUUCCGAACAGUAUCUUCAAAGAUGCCUCGAUCUCAAAACCAGACUCUGAGGACGCAGGGCCAUCCGCUCUGAAAUCCUCUCGAUCAUACACUUUGAGCCUGAAUCCCCAGAUAAUCUAUGCUCAGUCCAAGAUUCUCCCCACCCUUGUCUCUUCACGGAUACAUACACAGCUGGAAUUCCUCGCCGUGGGGUCAUGGUGGGUGCAUCGGGCUGGGUCCCUGCAUAAGAUCCCCAGCACACGAGAGGAUGUCUUCAAUGACGAGUCCCUGUCCAUGAAGGAUAAACGCGGCUUGAUGAAGUUCCUGCGCUAUGUGCUACAGGACGACGUUGAAUUGGACACCACGCUUGAAGACGACACGAGCCUGAGUCUUCAAUCUGCCUUGGAUACCAAGUUCAAAGUGCCAGCUUCUCUGCAGGCCCCGUUACUUGCUCUCGCCCUUUCGCCGGUGCCUGCGAGUCAGAUACCUUUCAACGUUGCCUUAUUACGCAUCAGAAGGCACAUGCGAUCGAUGGGUUAUUUCGGCCCCGGUUUUGGUGCCGUCAUCGCAAAGUAUGGCGGAAAUUCGGAGAUGUCCCAAGUGGCAUGCAGAGCUGGAGCUGUCGGCGGCGGCGUGUAUCUCUUGGGACACGAGUUGACCUCUCUGACCCUUGUAGAUCAAGACUUUUCUGGCAAAGCUCUCCUAGAAGGCACUCUUUCGGACUCAACGAACGUCAAAGCUCGAUCUGUUGCUGGAUCCCCCGAAGACCUUCCAACAACAGACCAAGCCACACAACCAGGCCAAUCGAAGGAGGAGUUCUUGAGGUCGAUCAACGUUGUUGACCAUUCCUUCCGAAACCUUUUCCCUCAAACCUCGGAUAACGGACCGGUUCCUGCUGCUGCCAUAGUGCUAGUAGACGAAGGUGACAACACGGGCUCCGAAAAGAGUCCAGUGUAUCUCCAGAUUCAUUCUGAAGAUACAGGAGAAUGCCCACCAGGUCAAUGCAUAAUUUACGCCUCAGUGCGUGUCGAAGCAGAUAAAACUUCCUCAAAGCAUCGACUUGAAUCAGCCAUACAGUCAUUCUUGGAAACAGAGAAUGCAUCAGGUACUCUCUUGUGGUCUUUAUCAUAUGUGUUUUCAGGAGUGUCCGCUGUUGCAAACGAAACACCUACCUUGCUACGACCUUCACCUUCAAUCAUGCUCUUUCCACCUGCCAGUCAAGAUAUUGCGUUUCCCGACAAUGUUCUUGACAUAGUAAAGGGCGCUUGGCAAUCAAUUACGGCACCACAGACCGAUGAUUCUUCAUUUCUUCGGUUCGAAGAACGCGAGCCUGAAGAUGAAGAGUAG